AUCCUGGAGGAGGAGCUGGAGGGGAUCCGCGGGGCCGGCACCUGGAAGAGCGAGCGGGUCAUCACGUCCCGACAGGGGCCGCGCAUCCACGUGGAUGGCGUGUCCGGAGGAAUCCUUAACUUCUGUGCCAACAACUACCUGGGCCUGAGCAGCCACCCCGAGGUGAUCCAGGCAGGUUUGCACACCUUGGAGAAGUUUGGAGCCGGCCUUAGCUCUGUCCGCUUCAUCUGUGGGACCCAGAGCAUCCACAAGGACCUAGAAAGAAAGAUCGCCCGCUUCCACCAGCGGGAGGAUGCCAUCCUCUUCCCCAGCUGUUUUGAUGCCAAUGCCGGCCUCUUUGAGGCCCUGCUGACCCCCGAGGACGCGGUCCUGUCGGAUGAGCUGAACCACGCCUCCAUUAUCGACGGCAUCCGCCUGUGCAAGGCGCACAAGUACCGCUACCGCCACCUGGACAUGGCCCAUCUGGAGGCCCAGCUGCAGGAGGCCCAGAAGCAUCGGCUGCGGCUGGUGGCCACUGACGGGGCCUUUUCCAUGGAUGGCGACAUCGCGCCUCUGCGGGAGAUCUGCCACCUCGCCUCUCGAUACGGAGCCCUGGUCUUUGUGGACGAAUGCCACGCCACUGGCUUCCUGGGGGCCACAGGACGGGGCACGGAUGAGCUGCUGGGCGUGAUGGACCAGGUCACCAUCAUCAACUCCACGCUGGGGAAGGCUCUGGGCGGAGCAUCAGGGGGCUACACGACGGGGCCUGGGCCCCUGGUGUCCCUGCUGCGGCAGCGUGCCCGGCCCUACCUCUUCUCCAACAGCCUGCCCCCUGCUGUCGUCGGCUGCGCCUCCAAGGCCCUGGACCUGCUCAUGGACAGCAAUGCCAUUGUCCAGUCUAUGGCGGCCAAGACCCAGCGGUUCCGCAGCAAAAUGGAGGCUGCGGGCUUCACUAUCUCGGGGAGCAGUCACCCCAUCUGCCCCGUGAUGCUGGGGGAUGCCCGGCUGGCCUCGCGCAUGGCGGACGACAUGCUAAAGAAAGGCAUCUUUGUCAUCGGCUUCAGCUACCCGGUGGUCCCCAAGGGCAAGGCCCGGAUUCGGGUGCAGAUCUCAGCGGUGCACAGCGAGGAAGACAUCGACCGCUGUGUGGAGGCCUUCGUGGAGGUGGGGCGGCUGCACGGGGCCCUGCCGUGAGGCCGGGCACUGCCAGGCAGAGCCAAGGACCCUCUCCCUCCACAGCAACAAAAGGGUCCGCCCUGGAUGAGCCAGGCCAAGGCUCGGAGCCCGUCAGUCCUUGGGCCGGCCUGGGAUGAGGCUGCGCUGGGCCCGAAUGUGAAGCAACAGUGGAAGUUGACCUUGA
This is a messenger RNA of Condylura cristata (star-nosed mole), 1339 nucleotides long. RefSeq names its product glycine C-acetyltransferase (gene GCAT). The transcript has 9 exons. Gene Ontology annotation, molecular function: pyridoxal phosphate binding; glycine C-acetyltransferase activity. Gene Ontology annotation, biological process: biosynthetic process; L-threonine catabolic process. Lineage: Eukaryota; Metazoa; Chordata; Mammalia; Eulipotyphla; Talpidae. The record is from RefSeq and is a predicted model, not a curated record. The annotation marks the transcript as partial.